Suillus subaureus is the source of this 1569-nucleotide messenger RNA. Its product is annotated as cytochrome P450. Lineage: Eukaryota; Fungi; Basidiomycota; Agaricomycetes; Boletales; Suillaceae. The coding region runs from base 1 to 1569 and encodes 522 amino acids. The record is from RefSeq and is a predicted model, not a curated record. Gene Ontology annotation, biological process: sterol metabolic process. The transcript is spliced from 5 exons. Gene Ontology annotation, molecular function: iron ion binding; heme binding; oxidoreductase activity, acting on paired donors, with incorporation or reduction of molecular oxygen.
AUGGCAUCAUUUAUCCGCCAAUUCACCUCUUCCCCGGUACCGCCUAUAGCAUCUUCCACUUCCACCUCAUUCACUGAUAUUCCCAUCCCAUCUUCUUUCAUUAUUUCUAAUUCGAAGUCUGCAACCUGGUUGUAUACAACCGUUGCCAUCGUCGGUGCUCUCCUAGUCCUUGAACAGUCCGUUUAUAGAUUCAAGAAAAAGCAUUUGCCUGGCGACUCAUGGACAAUUCCAAUUAUUGGAAAGUUUGCAGACUCCAUGAAACCAACCAUGGAGGGCUACAUCAGACAAUGGAACUCUGGCGCGUUGAGUGCUGUAAGCGUGUUUAACAUUUUCAUUGUCAUGGCUUCAUCUAAUGAGUAUGCGCGGAAAAUCCUAAACUCUCCCGCCCAUGCUGAGCCUUGCCUUGUGCACUCAGCAAAGCAAAUUCUCAUGCCCGACAGUUGGGUCUUCCUAAAUGGGAAAUCUCACGUCGAAUAUCGCAAAGUCCUGAAUACUUUAUUUACCCGUAAAGCUCUCAGUAUCUAUAUUGGUAUUCAGGACGCAAUUGCUCGCAAGCACUUCAGUCAAUGGCUUACAGACGCGCAGAAAGAUCCUUCGCCACAGUCAAUUAUGAUGACCGCCCGUAACCUCAACAUGAUCACUUCCCUUCGUGUUUUCUGCGGCAAUCACAUCCCCGAGCAUGGUGCUAUUGAGAUCAGCGAGAAAUACUGGGACAUCACGCAAGCUCUCGAACUCGUCAACUUCCCUUUGGCUAUCCCUGGUACAAAAGUGUACAGAGCUAUACAAGCCCGCAAAGUUGCCAUCAAGUGGCUGGAGCUUGCUGCAUCCAAGGCCAAAACCGCCAUCGCUAAUGGCUGCGAACCUGAAUGCAUGCUUGACGAAUGGGUCAAGGAGUUGGAGGCCCCAGGAUACAAGGGUCGUAAGGAUUUCAGCGACCGUGAGAUGGCUAUGGUUGUGUUCUCGUUCUUGUUUGCGUCGCAGGAUGCCAUGAGUAGUGGGUUGAUUUAUGGGUUCCAGCACUUAGCAGACCAUCCCGACAUUUUGGCCAAAAUCAGGGAAGAACAGUACCGCGUUCGCGCCGGAGACGUCGAAAAACCAAUCACCCUUGAAAUGCUCGACCAAAUGCCAUACUUAAAGGCGUUUGUCAAGGAAAGUAUGCGUGUCAAGCCUCCCGUAACCAUGGUUCCCUACAGGACGACAAAGGCUUUCCCUAUCUCUAAUGAUUAUGUUGUUCCCGUAAAUAGCAUGGUGAUACCCUCAUUCUACAACUCCCUGCACGACCCCUCUGUUUUCCCCGAUCAUGACGAGCUCAUCCCUGACCGUUGGCUCGAUCCCAACAGCUCCGCCAACACAAACCCGAGGAACUACUUGGUCUUUGGUAGCGGUCCUCACAAAUGCGUUGGUAUAGAGUACGCGACGAUGAACAUCGGACUGGUUCUUGCCACCGCGAGCGUGUUGAUGGACUGGGAGCACCAUAUCACACCCGAAAGCGAUAAAGUCCAGAUCAUCGCAACUUUGUUCCCUAAAGACGGAUGCCUCAUGAAAUUUACCCCUCGUCCACGACCUUGA